CCGAUACAAAGCUUAGAACUUUCACGCUGAGGUAACCUGCUGGCGUGGUGCGCGAAACUCCUAAGAUCAAGAUUGUUUGUUGAUGUGAAGCAGAAGAGGCCGAGGAAGGGCGGGCGUAGCAUUAAUCCCUCACCAUGUCCAUAGAAAUAGAAUCAGCGGAUGUGAUCCGUCUGAUCCAGCAGUACCUGAAGGAGAACAACCUGGGCCGCACGCUGCGAGCCCUGCAGGAGGAGACAUCCAUCACCCUCAACACGGUGGACUCAGUGGAGAGCUUCAUGGCGGACAUCAACCAGGGUCACUGGGACACUGUGUUGAAGGCCAUCCAGACCCUCAAGCUGCCAGACAAGAAGCUCAUUGACUUAUACGAACAGGUUGUCCUUGAACUGAUUGAGCUGCGGGAGCUUGGGGCAGCAAAGUCUGUACUGCGUAACACCGACCCACUCAUCAUGCUGAAGCAGACCAUGCCGGAGAGAUAUGUACACCUGGAGAACCUCAUCGCCCGUUCAUACUUUGACCCACGAGAGGCGUACCCUGAGGGUGUGACCAAGGAGCGGCGUCGGGCAGCCAUCGCGGCAGCCCUGGCUGGGGAGGUGUCUGUGGUCCCUCCCUCCCGUCUUCUGGCUCUCCUCGGGCAGGCCCUCAAAUGGCAGCAGCACCAGGGUCUCCUUCCACCUGGCACGCAGAUUGAUUUGUUCCGAGGCAAGGCAGCCAUGAGGGAGCAGGAGGAUGAGAAGGUGCCCACCCAGCAGGCGCGCUUCAUCCGCUUCCCGCAGAAGGCACAUGUGGAGAGCGCCCACUUCAGCCCCGACGGGCAGUACCUGGUGACUGGCAGCUUUGAUGGCAUCAUUGAAGUUUGGAAUUUCACAACUGGUAAGAUUCGUAAGGACUUGAAGUACCAGGAGAAGGACUCAUACAUGAUGAUGGAGACAGCCGUGCUGAGUCUGGCCUUCAGCCGAGACUCCGAGAUGCUGGCCAGUGGCUCCCAGGGCGGCCAAGUCAAGGUGUGGCGAGUCAACACAGGCCAGUGUCUGCGCAAGGUGGAGAGGGCACACUCCGAGGGGGUCACGUCACUGGCAUUCAACAAGGACAACAGCCAGGUCAUGUCCACCUCCUUUGACAACACUCUGAGAGUGCACGGUUUGAAGUCUGGCAAGACACUGAAGGAGUUUAGGGGCCACUCGUCCUUUGUGAACCAGGCCACCUUCACCCAGGAUGGCCACAACAUCAUCAGCGCCUCAUCGGACGGCACGGUGAAGGUCUGGUCAGUGAAGACAACAGAGUGCAUUGCCACCUUCAAGUCCCUGGCUGGGGUGACCUCCAUGGAUUUGCCAGUAUACUCAGUGCACAUCCUGCCCAAGAACCCUGACCAUAUCGUUGUGUGCAACAGGUCCAAUACUGUGACCAUUAUGAACAUGCAGGGCCAGACAGUGCGUUCCCUAUCUUCUGGUAAGCGAGAGGGUGGUGACUUUGUAGCGUGUGUGGUGUCUCCGAGGGGUGAGUGGAUCUUCUGUGUGGGUGAGGAUCACGUGCUCUACUGCUUCUCCACCUCUACUGGCAAGCUGGAGAGGACCUUGAACGUUCACGAGCAGUCAGUGAUUGGGAUGUGCCACCACCCCCACCAGAACCUGCUGGCUACGUACAGUGAGGAGGGACUCUUGAAGCUGUGGAAACCCUAGACUUAAGGACUGAGUAGGUGAGGUGGUGGCUUGGCUGUAUAUUGACGAGUGCAGGAGUGUUGUAUCAUCUCAUUCUUGUGAUGAAUGGUGGCUUGAGUGGAUGAUGAGGUGAAGAUAGUGGUAUAGAUGAUAUAAUCGUGUAAGAGGUGUAUGUGUUUCAGGCUGAGGUGUUUGAUAUAUAAUGAACUAUGUCUUUUUUUUAUUUGUUUUGAGUUUGUAAGAUUGUUGGAAUAAGAAAAUCAAGAUGAAAAUGAUAGCUGAAGAGUUAGAUUGUUCAGUUUAGCUUUGAUAAGGGGCUAUGUGUCUUUUUUAUAUGUAUAUUGAAUUUAAGAUUGUUAGAAUAAGAAGACUAAGAUGAAAAUGAUGGCUUGUGAAAGUUAGGUAAUUUGUUCAGCCAUAAAAGUUUUGCAUUUGUAAGAUUAUGUAGGAAAAUGAGCAAAAUGAUGGCUAUGAUAGUUGGGUCGUCCCUUCAGCCAGCAUCAGGACAGUACAAAUGAUUCCCCACGUAUGACACUCACCCCGAGAUGCGGCAUUGUAAUAAGGAAUAAGUUUGGACAUAUCUUGCUAUGGAGGUCUUGCAUUUCAGGAGCUGCUCAGACAAAGAAUGUUUUAUUGUGUCUAAUGGUCUGCCUUUUGUGUACUGAACCAAUGUUUUGUGUAAUUUCUCACCUGUAUGUCGUUCUUGGCAGGAAGUGAGGGUUGUAUACAGAACUGCCAGACUUGGACUACAAAUAGUAUAAGUGAAUAAAGUGUGCUCCACUUACA
Scylla paramamosain (green mud crab) is the source of this 2441-nucleotide messenger RNA. RefSeq names its product WD40 repeat-containing protein SMU1-like (gene Smu1). The coding region runs from base 135 to 1676 and encodes 513 amino acids. NCBI's taxonomy places the organism in Eukaryota, Metazoa, Arthropoda, Malacostraca, Decapoda, Portunidae. Gene Ontology annotation, biological process: mRNA splicing, via spliceosome. The transcript has 11 exons. Gene Ontology annotation, cellular component: precatalytic spliceosome. Gene Ontology annotation, molecular function: protein binding. The record is from RefSeq and is a predicted model, not a curated record.